Molecule: messenger RNA, 1947 nt
Organism: Nilaparvata lugens (brown planthopper)
Lineage: Eukaryota; Metazoa; Arthropoda; Insecta; Hemiptera; Delphacidae
Exons: 3
Coding region: 123-995 (290 amino acids)
Molecular function (GO): G protein-coupled receptor activity
Source: RefSeq, a predicted model, not a curated record
UCGACUCAAUUGAGGGUUUGGAUUCGAAGGUGAUUGAGCUUUUCAUAGUUUUUCGUGUAUGUACUACCAAACUGUUUUACUUGAGACUUCUUUGUUGUCGAAUUUUUUUGGUCGGAUUCAAGAUGUUGGGAAAGCUAGGGCGGGUAAAUUAUUGUUGCGUAUUUAUUUUGGCAAGCCUGGUCUUGCAGUUCGGUCCAGCGUUGUCUCAAGAAGAAGAGGAAGAAGCAGUCGAUCCUCCAGUGGUGAUUGUUCCCGCUCCAACUGCAGAAGAAAUAUUCAGGAAUUUGUUCACUAGAACACGACCACCCCUCUGCGAUUUAUGGGAAACCAUAGACCUGACCAUGAAUGACGUGGAUCUCUCCCAUCCAGAUAAUAAUAUCACAAUAAUAACUGAAAAUACCACGUUGACAGGCUACGAGUUCAGCCAUGAAGAUGUGUUCGGUCUGGACGAGGCAACGAUGACAGGUCGUGUGUGCGCAUGCCAUAUAGCGGAAACACCCUGUAUUCCGUUGUGUUGCCAUCCUGACCGGCUGGGAUCCAUGAAGGAUGGCAAACUUACAUGUGGCGCCACCAAUUCACAUCCAAAACUCGACGAGAAAUUCUCCAAAUAUCUGAAGGCACAGAAGAAUAUGGAGAGAGGUAAAUUUGUUCCGGUCCACCACAACGGCCUGGCAACGAUGUCAAAGUGCGUGAACGAGGCCACCCAUUCCUACAGGCCAGGCACGCUCAAGUACAUUGACACUAAAGACGGUAUUCUAUCGACCAAGGAAGAUUCGGCAUUCAAGAACGAUGAAUACUGUUUUCUGGCCGAGAAAGGAAGAGCAGAUAUCACAUUUGUCCCUGUCUAUUGUCAGAAGGUUCAACCAAAACCUCCGUUAAGCACCCCAAAACCUCCCUCUAAACCAUCAUCCGCAUUGCAGACGAUUCCCUCUUCGAAAACCGCCGUUUUCUGCAGUAUUGCUUCAAUUUUGAUUGUCUAUCUGGUUGUUCAAUAAACAUCAAAUUCAAUCUCUCAAACAAAUCUCAAAUUUUUGACAAACUGUUUGUCACAAAGAAGGGAAGAUUCUUUCUUAAUAUUAUUUAAUCAUUCAGAACUACACACAGUCUAUCUGGUUGUUCAAUAAACAUCAGAUUCAAUCUCUCAAACAAAUCUCAAAUUUUUGACAAACUGUUUGUCACAAAGAAUUGAAGACUCUUUCUCGAUUUUAUUUAUUAUUCUAUCAUUCAGAAUUACACAACUUACAGGAAAGUACCACAGAGGCUUCCGCCCAAAACGGUUCCAAUUCUAAUUUAUACAACAGUCCAAAUGUAACUAGGUUAUAUGUCACUUCAGCAUUAUUCAAUAGAACAUUCUAAUGUGUUUUAUUCAGUGUAGAUAAUUAUAUCACCAACAUUUAUUAUUAUCUCCAACUCAAAUUUUAUACCUAUAAUAAAAACCUAUUUGAAUUUUAUCCACUAUUAUUCCCGCAUAAAUCAUCAAUUCAAGUCUUGCUGAUUUAAUUAGUUCAUAUUCAACUGUAUUACCGUAAUAGUUUACUUUAUAUCUUAAUAAAAAUUAAAUUUUACACUUGAAAGUAAUAUCAUUCAUUUUUAUUCAAAUUAGUUAGAAUCAAUGAUCUCUUUUAUAUUCAACUGUAUAUUAAUAGCCUUUUCAUUUUUAAAUUUGAAUAAUCAUACAAAUUAGUGCUAUGAAGAAAACACAGUAUGCAUUUAAUAAGAUCUAUGAAUAUAGUCAUUGAAUAUAAAAAUAUACUAUUGGAUCAACCAAUCUCUAUUUUUAAUGUUGUUGCCUACAUUUAGAAUAAUAUUUGACAAAUUUGUUAGAAGAUAUUAUGUUAAUUUCAAUUUUAAUGCCAUUGAUUAUUAUAGCCUACAAUAAAAGCUUCAUUUAUGAAAUAAUAUGAGUGUAAUUUUGUAUUAACCAAAAAAAUAAAUAUAUCAAAAAAU